GGCGUCGCGGUCCAGCCGCGGCGCAGGUGGCUACACCGCUACGGGCAAGCCCCCGCUAACAGCGCGGCACCCAAGGUUGACAUUCUGAUGCAGAUGCCUAGGCCUAGCGCCAUUACUUGUGGCGGGAGACGUUCGCUCGGCUGUGUUUUUUUCUCACCGACCUGGCGUGCACGGCUCGUAUUCGGCGUCGUCUCUCAACUGCGAACGUGGCGACAGCCUGCGACGCCAGCACGGGCAGCCAUGCUGUCAGCAUGCCAGUAGGCAGCCGGCGCACAGCUGGCGAAGGCCGCCAGUGGGCUGAGCCUGCAGCAGCAGCCGUGACCACGCAUGAAGCCCGCAAGGCGCAUCGGGCUAAUCUGGCCACAGUGGCAAGGUGCCGUGGAACCCCAGGCAUGCGUGGAUCAUCAGAGAACAGAGGAAACAAUGGUUCAUACAUGGCCAUGAGAAAGCUAGACAAGCCACGGUUUGCCAGUCCACUAAGAAAGAAAAACUCGAUGACAAAUGAAGAAAAAAGACUGUUGAAACGGCCGAGGGACUCCGGCAGCUUUGGUGGCUGUGACAAUGACACCAGCCUCAUCACCAGCGGCCGGUGCAUACAGCAGGCUCGGCAGAAGCCAGGGCGCCAGUGUUGCAAAAAGACUCGCAUCUUUGCCACAGAUGACACCCCCAGUGAAGUGACAGAGCCGUCAGGCCCUGAGGAUGCACUGUUUUCACCUGUCUACCAACUUUUCAAUGAGGCAGCCACAGACACGAAGCUGGGCUUCCAAAGUCUUGCAGUUGAUCCUUGCCCAAAUUCUGAUGAGGAAGAGCCACUGCCUGUGGAUGAGCUGCAGUCAUGCGACUUAGAUCAGCUGGUUGACCUCAAGUCCGAUGUAAGUGCCGAGUGCCCGUAUGUGGAGCAGGCAUCUGCAGUCUACAGUCCCGAGUGUGCCACGGCCGAAGAGGCCAAGGUUGCCGAGGACUGGGACACCUUCGACCCCUAUUACUUCAUUAAGCAUCUGCCGCCAUUGACACCUGAAAUGCGUGCCCGCUGCCCUGCGUUGCCACUGAGGACACGAAGUAGUCCAGAGUUCUCGCUUGUGCUGGACCUGGAUGAAACCUUAGUGCACUGCAGUUUGGUGGAACUGGAAGAUGCAACAUUCACCUUUCCAGUCACCUUCCAAGAUGUAGAAUACAAGGUGUAUGUUCGAACGCGCCCUUUCUUUCGUGAGUUCUUGGAGCGGGUGUCCAAAAUAUUCGAAGUAAUUCUCUUCACGGCCUCCAAGAAGGUCUAUGCGGACAAGCUUCUGAAUCUCUUGGAUCCUCAGCGGAAGCUUAUCAGGUUCCGGCUCUUCAGGGAGCACUGUGUGUGUGUCAGUGGGAAUUACAUCAAGGACCUGACCAUUCUGGGCCGAGACCUCGCUAAGACCAUCAUCAUCGACAACUCACCGCAGGCAUUUGGCUACCAGCUGGAGAAUGGCAUCCCGAUUGAGUCAUGGUUCAUGGACAGGAAUGACAGGGAACUCCUGAAGCUUCUGCCGUUUCUUGAGAGUUUGGUGUCAAUGAGGGAUGAUGUGCGGCCCCACAUCUGCAACAAGUACCAUCUUGCAAGCUUCCUUCCCCCAGACUAAAGAAUGCAGGGCCACGAGACAUCGACACCACAACAGCCCACACUACUUGGAGGACAACCGGACAGGAAAGCAUCAUUUAGGAAGCAGUUCUUUGUACAUAAGUAGUCUGUGCCGCAAAAUUUGUUUUUUCUUUCUUUCUUUUGGCACGACAACAGUUUAUUACAUCACUGCAUCUCAGCAUACAUACCGCUUUUAUGAAAAGUUUUGCCAUUUGGUGUUUGUUCGUAGCCCUGUCCUGAGAAAGAGCAGAGUGCUUGUGAUGCAUGCCUGUAAGAAGCCUAGACUGAAGAAGCCUAGACUGUUUGCAUGAUAGGAGACAUACUGGCGCUUUCUCCUAGCUGUGUUGUUCUACAUCUCAAGGGAGGUGUAGAGGGUUUUGGCAUAGUAGAGACGUAACAGCAUAGAGACAUGCCACAGUACUGAAAGGUGUAUCUGGGAACAUUUGCUGCACUUGUGGUGACACCUUGUAAGACUGCGAUAAACUUUAUUGUGCUAGAAACAUUUUGUUUGUUUAGCAUAGCACACUCCUUCCCACCUCAAAAAAGACUUCUUACACAAUUGCAUAACUCAGUACUGAAGGAGAGGCAUGAAAGUAUCUUCGCGAUGCUUUCAACACUUUUAUGCCAGCAGAUAAAUGUAAAAUAGCUGGACAUUAGUAUCACUUGUUGGGAGCUGGGGACGCUGUCUUGUUCAACUAUUCCUGAACUAUUUCACGGCAUGGGGGAGGCCAUUAGCAGUACGCAUUUCCAGCAUCUGGUCUUACUCUUGAGAAACUGACUGAGCCAAGUGCUGCUUAGAUUUGGCCAUGUGACGAGAACCAGUGUGUACUUGGUUAAUGAAGACAGCUGGGCUAGUUGGUGCAUUCUAUAUUGCCGAGACGUAAUUAGGCACAGGAAAAGGCGAAGGAUAGGAAGAAGUAGACAGGACAGUGCGCUAACUUUAACCCUCCCAGGGCCAGGGUCAUUCUUUUGUCAGAUUGAAAUUUUCCUGCAACUUAUUUCGAGAAAAAACAAGCAAAUCAUUUUUUGGAUAGCAAUAAUGAGUUUUAGAUUUUGCGCACACAAAGUAAGGGGACGCAAAUCACCACAUGUACAAAAGCAUGCAAAAUGGUAUACAAAAGGAUGCAAGCAGGGCAUGGUGGUUUUGGGUACACGGGCACUCGGGUGUGCUAUUUCUAAACCUCCCCAAUAAAGCUACAACAUAAUUUUUAAUGUGGGCAUUUUUAUACGUGGGUUGGCGUUAAAUACAUGGGCAAACUAUCACAAUUAAAAUUUUUGAUAAUCAAAUAAAAUUCACACAAUUUAUUUUUGUGUUCAAAGUAGGUUUGACACAACUAGGGCCCCACUUCUAUUCUGAUAUAUUCCAUUUCAUUUUCAACUUUCAUCUGUUGUGUUGAAGGCGUCACUCCAGCGAAGGCUGUGGUGCAGCAGCCUAUGAGCCACAUCUAAACUAAUAGCAACGAGUCAAAAGAAUGAAAAUGAAGCGGAUCGUUAAAGAACACCGCCCGAGGGCCACGUGGCCAUAGCGAAAGCGAGGCAUACUGCGCGAGCGCCCGCAAAAAGAAAAAAAGUCAUGUACGCCCGUCAGAAAAAUGAAGCGAGUGAGAAACUUGCAGUAACCAAUUUCAGAUUUCUAAAUGAGAUUCCAUUACUUAUUGUGCAUCUCGGGAAGAAAGAGAUGCACUUGUGGCAUUAUCGCGAGUUUGUGAACGCUCGCCUAUAAACAAAGUAAUCACACACCUACGGGAGAGUGCAGGCGAGCAUCUCAUGCUAAUGCUUUCAGUAGUAAGGAACGCGAUAGAAAUCAGUUUUUCCAAUGCCUGUAACUCAAAACGACACACACAACAAUGCCAACUAUAAAUUGCGCAAGCACGCGCAUGUGCAUGCAGAAGUAAACUAGGCAGAGCGGGAAUACUUCCAAACUACUACAGUGGUUCUGGCUGAAUCAGUUUUGACGAAAGCCAAGGGGUGGCAGCACAAUAAGAAUUUUUUUCUAGAAGUCACGAAAGGUUUCAGCACCUCUGGAGCGAUGCACAUUAAUGUUCGGUUGCUGCCGUACAUGUAUGGCCAUAACCACUUGGGAGUUGUCACCGCCGCCUGCAUGUAUGGUGUUGACCCUCAAAGGUUUGACACCACUUUAGUUAAAGUUAGCGCUCUGUCCUGUUAGUCUUUUAUGUCUUCCUGCACCAAAUUAUGCUUCGGCGUACUUGGCAUGACAUAGCCAAGGUCAAGGAGAGAGUGCUGUGCACUUUGACUGAACGCGGUCUCACAUGUUGUUGCCAACAACGCUGAUGUACACACCUAUGCCAUCCAGUACUCUGUUAUUCGUCUCUGCUAUGAAGUCGUAAAUGUGCCAGAACUUUCUACUGAGUGUUGAAGUAAUAUUUUACGUUAUUGUGUUAUUUGGUGCUUUGUGCUAAAUCUCAUAAGGUGAGGCUUUUAUCUGCUCUAUGUAUACCGUUGUUUUUAGCUGCAAAUAUUUUUGUUGGUUUCUGUGCAAUAGCAUUUGCUUAAGAAAAAAAAUGCGUGAUGAAAAAAUGUGCAGUAGGAAGGGAUGGAGAAGAAUUCUAUAUAAAAUUAAGACUUUAUUGUUUUUUAACUGAUGUGAUACAGAAAUUUGAACAGCUGCCUAACCUAAGUGCAGUGCAAACUUAUAUAUGUAAGAGUUUUAGGAUAUGCCAAGUUUUAAUUGUAUUUUGUUUUAUGCCUGGUGUGGCAUGUGUCACUGCCCCGGGAGUUUAGGGCAGGGCCAACUACAGCAUUAGUAGCUGAUGCCGUUGUCAUGAAGAGGAAAAUAAUUUGUUGUAUUGUUUUUGUUUGUUUGUGUGCAAUGCAAUGCUUCAUCUGAGACAGCAAAGGCCCGAGACUGUUUUCAGAAUGUAUAAAUCAUAAGCCCGGUUUUAUUGUUCAUUUGGACAGAUUGCUUGUGGCAGGAUUCAUGUCAUGUGUCCGUUCUUCCUUGCAUUUGAUUUCACAAGCAGCUCAGUUGUACUGAGCCACACAACAGAGAGAGAAAGAAACUAACAUACUUGUGUAAGUUCAGGCCAGAAUUGCCAGAAGAACAGUACAUGAAAUGAAAGAAAAAAAACAUUUUGACACCGCCAACCAUCAUCUGUUUGUACAGUGACCCACAUACGUGAGCCAUCAGCAUUAAAAUGUCUUUCAUGUUUACUUCAGAUUCAUAACACUCAAAUCUCGCACAGAAGCUGCAUUUUGUAGCCUUGCAUUAAUAGAUCUGGCAUUGGUGCGUGCUUGGUUUAUUUGGUAGUAAUGGAAAACUACCAUCGCCUGCAAGCCUGGCCAGCCAGUUGGACUGGUGCUGCUAUGAGGGGGGGUAAACAAAACUAUUGGCAUGGGAAACAGCAAGGGCCAUGGGCUUAACAGGCAACUUAACUCACACUCUUAAAGUCCAAAUUGCAGAGGAGGAUGGCUUUCCACUUUUUGCCAAAUGAGCUUGGCAAGUGUCAGUGCCAGAUGUGUUGUUAGAAAGGAAAUCCUCACUCACAACAAAAGCUCUGUAUAAGAGCCAAUUGAAACUCGUGUGGUUGGUGAGGACAAGCCAUACAGAUCUGGGGCAUGCAAAGACACAGCACUGCAAAUAGACUGUAUACCCCUGCAAUUUUUUUACUAAUAUUGUGCGAGUGUCAACCGCAAGGCGUGUCAGCGGACUUGUAGCGGAAAGGGGCGGCGGGAUCGGCGAAUUUAUGUGCAGGCACACAAUUCGAUUUCCAGUUUGAACGUAUUCUGCUGUGCGGUUUGCUCCAGAAGUGCCCCUUGCCGCUACACGGCCCCCGACACAUUGUGCGGUCAACCCUCACGCAAUAGUAUUAAAAAAUUGUAAGGGUGUACACAUGGUGAGCAUUGAUGCUGUGUGUUUUCGAUCUGCACUUUAGUAUAGUUUACUCAAUGUGAGAUGUCAGUUCUACCAAGUUGUACUUCUUUAAAACUUUGCCCAAAUAAGCAUAAUGCCACGGACACAUGAAAAAAGAAGGGAUAAAUUCAAAUAAGAGUGGAAAUGUCUGAAGAUACCAUGGUGAUCUGUUUGUGUGGCUGGCUGGGAACUUUGUAGGGGAAGGCCAACAGCAUCUGGUAUAUUGGCCACUGAAGAACAAAACAUUCUUGUUCCACCCUUUCUUUUAAAAAAAAUGUAUUUGAGUUGACUCAUUCAACGUUAGUUUGCCGGUGGCUGUUCACAUUCACAACUGCCUGGAUUGGCAGAAGUGUUGCACCAGCAGAAAGGGGGCUUUCGUGAGUGACAUGAAUUUUGUUUCUUGUUUCAUAUACUGAUGGGAGCCCAUUGGCUGCUUUGACUGUGUCAAUACAAAACUUGCUAUUACUUAUAUUUCAUUCUUUCGGUGAAGUGCAAUUUCUGUAAGUUGUCAAGGAGACAACUGUAAUGGCUAGCAAUUUGCUAAGAGUAUGUUAAGUAUGCUGCAAAAUGUGUAGCAAUGCUAAGAAUGCUUGUGAGUGCAUUCAUGAUACAAAAAUAUAUGUAUAGAAAAUUUAUAACACUGGUAACUAAUGUGCCAAAAACAGAACGCUAAUGCCGACAAACUUUUCCCAGUGAACCUUGAAAACCUGACCUGCUGUACCUGCUGCAAAAAUAUAUUAAUAUGUGCAAAAAAAAGAAAGGUGUGAAUGUGUUGUGGUUUUUGUUCUAUGCUGAAAAGACUAGCAGAAAGUUUUUAUUAUUAUAUUAGUUGUUAUUAUUUCAAUGCCUGAAUCACAUAUCAUUAUUUCUCAACAUGCAUAUUGAUCAUACUUGCUGUCCCCAAAAUCGGUUUGUAAGAAUAGCUUCUUACAGCGGGUGCCCUUGCCAGAGAAUUUGUAUUAAUGAGUAACUAACAGCAAAGGGAAAAUGUUUCAACAUGCUGUAGACUGUUGAUAAAAGUGCAAUCUCUAAUUCAUAUGGCCAGAUAAAAAAGGCCAGUCGAGAAAAAAAAAAGUGGGGGAAGAUUUUUUUUAAGGUAAUGAUUCUAGUUUCAGUACUGAAAAGAAACAUGCAGAGUAUGUAAAAUACAAAGUGAAUCCACUGCAGGCAAUAUCCAUGAGCUAGUUUCCUCACAUGGUUUGAACAUCACCACUAAAAAGUGCCCUGCACUUGGGAAAACAAAUGAGUCGCUACAGAUGUGCUCCUUGCUUAUGCACACUUUCGAAGUGCAGGUGCUGCCAUUCAAGUAGCGGUGUUCGAGCCAUGUAAAGAGGAGCCUUCUUGUGCAGGUCAUUUGCAUGUUGUAGGACCGAGGAGGGACGGCAUUGCUUGUUUAUGCACAUAAGCUGAAAAGCGGUAGCACUACGCUGUAGCUCUGUGCUGAUGUGGGUAUGCUUGGCAAUAUAAGAUCACGUAUAGUGUGAUUCAGUCACAUGUUUAUCUAUAAAUGCCUUUACAUAUUACUGCUGUGAUGAGUUCUCAUGGAACGUGCAGUGGAGUAAACGCACCUACACCGUGCUUGACUCUCGGAGAGAAAGAAUGUUGUGAAAGUAUUGUACCAGAGAGUGUCAAGGGAGUACACGGCAUGCCGAGUGGUGCACAUUACAAUCUGGCUCGAAAGAGUGGAACAAGUUUCGGGAGCCUACAUUACUGCUUUCGGCUGCAGUUAUACAUUUAUCAGCAGAUUUUAUCUUUCACACAUUUUGAAAAAAAAAGAAUAAUAUCGAGAUGUUCCGCAUGCGGUCCACAGUGAUCAAUAACAGCUAUUCCACAUAUCUGUAUUCCUAUGGAAACCUGAAAUUUAUAUAGAAUCGAUAUUAUGACUCGUAAGAAAGAGUAAGAUAGGAAUUUAUGGAAAACAUUAAAUUUGCAAAAAUUGUUUUUGAUAUAUGUGAGCCUUGUUCACCAAAGGUUUUUCUGCGAUCUAGAUUCUCAGACAAUGCAAGAUGCAGUCCCUGGGCUCAAAAAAUGCUGCGUCUCAUGCAAGUUGUGGCUUACUGCAGUCUCCUUGAAAAGUCAUAAUGUGGUUCAUCAUAACUUGGUCGAAACUUUCAGCCAGUAUUUGAGUAUGUACUGAAACAGGGUUGGCUGGCUUGGCGAAUAUAUGGUUGAGGUGACUGCUGGCUUGCAUAUUUGUGUGCUGAAGUGGAAGAGUGGCCACAGCAGUUUAACCUGUGCUAUAUCAUUACAUGUUAUCAUACCAUGCCAGCUGUAAAAACUGUGUAUGCUUUUAGACGUUCCGAUGAGAAGGCUUGUCUCUCUAGAUUGUUGUUUGUUAGCUAUGGCACAUUGUUAAUGAGCGUAGCUGUUGUCUGUGUGCUGCUGUUGGUUCUUUGGAGAGUUUAAGAAAGCUCUUGGUGAAACGGGAAUGCCAGGGAAUGGGAAAAAAAAGAAAAAGAUAAACAAAAAAGGAAACUGAAGAUAAUGAAUGCAUAUAUGAGAGUGCCAUUAAACGAUGUGUAAAUGUGUGCACUUAUCAGAGGAUCUCACUAUCAUUUCUGUACGCUGUGUGCUGGCCAAUUUAUGGCGUAUACAAGGAAAGUCUCAGGCAGGGUUGAGUGUGUCGCUUCUAAAUGUUGUGAAACUUGCUGCUUGUGUUUUCUUGUUAUUGUUCUUGAGAGAGUAGGCACAGCGCAAAGGUGAUGUGCUGUUCUGAAAGCGUGCUGAAGUAUGCAAAAAAAAAAAAAAGGGGCAUCUAUGGAAGUUAGCAUUUGUUGAGCUGACCUUUGUGGCAUUUGUCCCAUACACUAAACCCCCGAAAGGCACAAAGGACAUUGGCUUGCGUGCGCUUCUAGUUUGUGCCGUUUGUGUUAAGGUUUUGAAUUAAGUAAAAAAUAAAAUACAAUCUGUUCCACAGCAGAGCUUAGAGGCUGAAAUUGAGGCUGCAAGUGUUUUUUAAGGCUGCCAAAUUUCCUGUCCUGCUUUUUGUUUGUACUCUUUCCCUACAUCUGCGUCCAUGAAGACUGCUAAAAGUAGUACUUUUUGUAUCUGACGGAGAUUCAUCAAAUUAGAAUAAUUUUCGUGGUAACCUGCCUUCAGUUGCGUUUAAUGUUACUUUGCUGGCUUGUCACUUCAUUAGUCAAUAUUUCAAAGAAAAUCCUAAAAGGGGGUGCGUUCUACCCUCUAGCUGUGCCCAGUGUGUGCUUUUCUCAAGUCAUCUCGCUUGUAAAGAUUCUGCACUCAAUACCUCAGCAUCGGCACCCGCCUCACCCAUGUCCCACUUUUACUCUGGAUGUCUCCUUUUCCUUGGCUUUUGUGGGGGCACUUUCACGUGCAUAGGAGUGCCACAGCCAGAUGGAUAAUCUAUCAUACUAGCCUAGUUUGACUAUUAUCAUCUAGAUGUCAUUAUAGCUAUACUUCACAUUUUAUACUCUGGGCGGGGGUGAAAGAAUAAACAAAAAGAAGGGGGCCAGUGGUCUAGACGUGUACAUUAUCUGCUGUGUUGAGUGUGAAAAGCAGCAUGCAGCGCAGGGGUACCAGAGACCGCACCAGGCUGUUUGAGUAGUUGUGUUGCUAAUGGAAAUUUUUGCGAUAGUGCCUGAUCUCCGUACUCCAGCUGGCAAAACUAGACAGCGUUACAGUGUUUCCCAUGCAUGCCUUCCUUUGUGAUUUGGCAAGUGCAAGUUGUGGUGCGAAAAACACUUUGAAGGAGAAACUCCUCUGUUGCUUGUCUGCAUUAUCACGUGACUGAAUAAGGUCACUUCAAGGCAUGCAUAUGAGGGAAGAAAAUUGAUAAGUGUCAUCUAGUGGCAUACAGUGCAAGUUUCCAUGGCAACUGUGGUUGCAGAAUGGAAGCAGGUCUGUUGCAUUCGCCUGCUGUUGGACAAUGCCAGCACACGUGAAUGGCUCAGUGUCACCAGUAGCCUUUGUGAGGCUACCUGGCUAAGCUGGAGUUUCUGCUCCCAAAUGUUGCUUGCUCCACAAGUCUUGGUUGUAGGGGGAAAUGUUUCCGCAAAUGUGUUAUCAAGGACCGAAAUCUGAGUAAUUGUUGGUACGCUUGCAUAAAAGCUUUAUGCUGAAAGAGUGCCGCUAGAAAAGGAAAGAGAUACACUAAAAUAUCAGUUGAGAAUCUAAACUGUGAAGAAAAGGAAAUGACAGAGAGAUGCUCCCGUAAAGGACACUUGAGGAUGCACGAGUAAUUUGUGCAGAUGUAGCCAGAGUCCAAAUGGAGCUGUGCGUCCAGUCGGUCACUUAAAUGGUGGGCAAGAAGUACAGGACACAUCGUGUCGAUUGAGAACAACAUGCCUUCAGUGCUUUUUCUACUCCCAUCGUAUUAAACUGCAAUUUCCAUAUAGAAGUGCCACAUAAUUUGUAGCCGAUCUUCCUCAUGUUCGAAAAAUACCCAAGUUUUACUCUAUAACCCACACUGGCUCUGUAUGCCAAGCUGAAGCAGUGGCAUGCACAUUCGGGUUGAGUAUGACGAGAACUGCCUGCAUUUGUUUGAGGCAGCCCAGGUCAUUAGUAUUUUGUACAGUACACUGAAGAAGUCUCACCUCUUCGAUGCUAGAAUUUUUAUGCAAGCUUCUGACCAGAUGCGUCUAGACAGUCGUAGUGCUCUUGUGUAGUUAACAAAAAAUGUUUGGUAAUGGCAACACUUUGCGUUGCACUGUUGGCGUGCUCUUCUCUCGACUUCAAACUGCAGUUUUAUUGCAGUCAUGCAGAACUUGUAGAAAUCAAAAUCUCAAAACUUUGUGCUGUGUGUAAUGCGACUGAAGGAGCCAAAUGUUGAGCUUUGAGCCUGCUGCUCAACUAGAUUGAGCAUCUCGGAUUAGGAGCACUAUUGCACUACAUCUUGUUCUGGCAGUGCCUUGCCCACAAAAAUUGUUUGGGCUUCAAGGCAAGUGAGCUGGUUUUAAGCAACUCUUUGGCAGUUUCGCAACUGCAGUAGGGUUUUUUUUUUUUUUUUUCAAUUUUCUUAAACUGGUUUGUACUAUACCAAUUACAAGAGAAAGUGUACACAUACAGGCAUCACUAAAACCGCUUGUUACUUGCUAUCGUAGAGCUUCGUACUAGAAUUACUGGAGGGAAGCCCCUUGCCAGUGUUGAUAACAAAUAUGGCAGUUUGACCAUGAUGAAAACUACAGGAUGUUAGAAUUGUCUUGCAUCCAUGUGGCCUUCUUUUGUAAUUCUUUUAAAGCAAUUUGUCUUUGCUGAUAUGUGUAAAUGAUAUUGCUUUAGCUCAAACUCCACCUAGCUGUUUCUAGUGCUUCUAAUGUAACGCAAACAAUAAAGUCACAAACUGUCAGAUCUGAGAAGCAUGUGUACAAAACGACAGGUUUCAUUUAUGUGCUCAAGAUUCUGCGCCACACUUAGUUCCAACAUUGAAUUGUUGCUGUAAGGUAUUGCUGGGACGUAAACAAACUAGGUCACUAUCAGUAAUCAUAGAAGUGUAACCAAAUCAGCUCAUGAGAUUAAGGUUGAUCAUUCGAUUAGCAGUUGAAUUGUUGGAACUCUACACUACCCUCCGGUAAUGUUUACAUGAAACUAACUGCUACAUGUAUGCCAGUCUAAAUUUACACGAUGCAAGCAUAUUUUAAGCAGAAGCAUUGUCUGUGCAUACCUAAAAAUAAAAAUUUGAGAAUUUUUCAGCGAAUAGUUCUUGUCAUGAAUUGUUAUCCUUCCCACUUUAUUUGUAACUGCUAGUGAGUACUGCUGUCACAGUUUGCUUAAAUGGAAUCAGCUGUGUACAUUUCUAUGCCCCUGCUGCUGUUUUUGUGCAAUUAAACAUAUAAUUGCGCAUUUAUUAUACUGUCUUUCAUUGAGUCAACCAAAUAAACAAACAAUCUAC
Messenger RNA from Dermacentor silvarum, 11328 nucleotides. RefSeq names its product CTD small phosphatase-like protein 2. The coding region runs from base 252 to 1610 and encodes 452 amino acids. Gene Ontology annotation, molecular function: phosphoprotein phosphatase activity. The transcript has 13 exons. NCBI's taxonomy places the organism in Eukaryota, Metazoa, Arthropoda, Arachnida, Ixodida, Ixodidae. The record is from RefSeq and is a predicted model, not a curated record.